Messenger RNA from Rotaria sordida, 354 nucleotides. Lineage: Eukaryota; Metazoa; Rotifera; Eurotatoria; Philodinida; Philodinidae. The record is from the annotation of a GenBank genome assembly.
AUGGAGAAAACUCAACGAGCAACACCACGAUCAAGAACAGCACCGGUCGACCAAAUGGCAACAUUACCACCGACAACAGGUGAUACUCGUGCAAGUUCAACAUCAUCUUCAAGCAAUCAAACAUCAUUAUCAUUUACGGUUGGUUCUUCUAUCUCAAAAAUCAUUCGAUCAUCAUUAUCACCUAAAGAAACUAACUCUUGUUCCAACACAACAGCAGAAAAGAAAUCAAAAUCCAUAUCAAAAACACAAAUUAUCAAUUGUAACAGUGGUCCAAAAAACAAUGAUGGUGAAAGUGAUGAUGAAGCACAUUAUGAUUUACAAACAUGCAUAGAAGAAAGUGGUGGUUUAGAUUAA